This is a messenger RNA of Caenorhabditis briggsae, 264 nucleotides long. The coding region runs from base 1 to 264 and encodes 87 amino acids. The record is from RefSeq and is a predicted model, not a curated record. The transcript has 3 exons. NCBI's taxonomy places the organism in Eukaryota, Metazoa, Nematoda, Chromadorea, Rhabditida, Rhabditidae.
AUGUGCUUGAGGGAUUAUGAAGAAGUAGGUGGCUUCUGUCUGAAAAAUAGUUGUCUGAAAAAGAAGCAAAAAGAGAUUGGCGCCGGUGGGGUUGAACCAGAGAGUGUCAGAUUUCGAAACAGGAGCGUUAGCCAUUGCGCCACAAGGUACACAAGGAGAAACGGUGGUGGUGGGCGUACACAAGGCGGUGAAUUUGGGACAUCUAGAUUGGGAACAUUUGGCGGAGAUUUCUAUCUUUUUUCUUAUUCUAUUCUCUUCUUCUAA